UUCAUAAAUUUUAUUAUGGGGACAGAAGUGGCUAUAUCUUUUAGUGCAUUGCGUACACAACUUGAGAAUGAAAAGAGCAGCCUAUUUAAAAUUGACGAAAACAUCAAAAAGAUAGUGCAAACCUCGGGAAGAUUUCCCAAUGAUAGGUUCAACUCGUCAGGUGAUUAUUCAAGAGGCGGAGCGCGGUUAGGGGGGCGGAAUAUAUAUCCCGACUCCGGCAAAAGUGAGGACUCAUUCGGCAAGAGGAAACAUGAAACCAAAACAGUUUUCAGCAGGUUGUCGGCGCGCACCAACGACAGUGAUGGCGAAGACGAGGGCCCUGGCAAUAAGCGUGCGCGCAUGCCGUCGGCCGUGUGCCGCGAGCUGCCGACGCGCGCCGCCGUGUUACGUGCGCAGGGCGACGAUGAGCAGGCACGGACUCGUAACAGACGCAUUUUUGGCUCACUGCUCGGUACUCUGCAAAAGUUCAAACAGGAAGAAAUUGGGCUACAGACUAAGGAAGAAAAGAAAGCUCAAGUGGAACGUAAGAUAGAGGAGCAAGCCCGGCAGGAGAAAGAAAGGGAGCAACGAGAAAGAAAGACUCUGUUUGUGGAAAGGGAGGUGAAGAAAGCUACCAUUAAGGCUCUGGAGGCGAAAAUGGCACGAGUGCAGGAGUUUGAAAAGUGGGAGGCUUCACAAAAGAGCCUUGGAAAUUUUAUUCUUACUAAGUCCAAGCCACACAUCUACUGGCUGCCCAAGAAGAUGACGGACAAAGCUUCAGAAAAACUAAAUUCCAGUAGAAAGUUCCAUGAAAAAUGUAUGGCAAAGAAACGUCAAGAGCUUCAAGAGGAGCUGCAGCGGAUAGAGCAGCGGUGUCUGAGAGUUCGAGGUGCCAAAGAGAAUGAGCCAGAUGCUAGCCAGGAAGACAAAGAACAACAGAAAGUUAAGGAGUCUGAGGUUGCAGAGCAUGAGGUAAAAGAUGAGAAGGGCAGAAAAAGAAAUAAGUUUGCCAUGGAUGUGGAUGAGAAGGAGAGGGAAGACAGUGACGGAGAGGACAGGAAUGGUGAUCCAAAAAGAGAAGAUGUUGCAAUGAUACAUGAAAAAGAUUCUGAUGAAAGCAAAAUGGACUCAAGUGUUGAACAAAAUACAAGCAUGGAAACAGAAGAAGCAGAUCACAAGAGAAAUACAGCUCAGGAGAUAUCAGUGGAUGCAGACACUAACCAUGUAAAGGAACCCGACAGUGAAGAGGCAGUAGUCCCUCAACAUUCCUAAAACAGCCUAAAUAGU
Molecule: messenger RNA, 1266 nt
Organism: Hyposmocoma kahamanoa
Lineage: Eukaryota; Metazoa; Arthropoda; Insecta; Lepidoptera; Cosmopterigidae
Gene: Pnn
Product: pinin
Exons: 6
Coding region: 16-1251 (411 amino acids)
Cellular component (GO): catalytic step 2 spliceosome
Source: RefSeq, a predicted model, not a curated record